GCGAACAGUGGCGAACAGGUUUGGUCAACAUCAACUCGCUCGCUGCACCAUGGCUCGGCUCAUCCCGUCCACGACGCUCUGCCUCUUCGCGCUUUUCUUCGUUUUCUUCGCCGUCGAUGCCGAAGUUCCAUCCUACAUUCACGUGUGCGGUCGUCGCAAUCCCCAAGUGGACCAAUGCAUCCAGGACAGCGUGCACGCGCUUUUGCCGAAGCUCAAGAACGGCCUACCAGAUUUGGACGUACCGCCCCUCGAGCCCAUGGAAAUGGAGGAGAUGACUCUGGCCCAACUCGACACUUUCAAGGCCGUCGCUACGAAUUGCAAAAUUUCCGGCUUGUCGAAUUUUUACUACAAACAUUAUCACGCUGACUUCGAGAAGAAGCAAUUCGACAUGGAACUUGUGUUCCCCGAGGUGAUAAUGAACGCCGACUACGAUGUCAAGGCAAAGAUUCUCGUGCCCAUCAACGAGAAAGGACCCAUCCAGACCGUCUCAAAGGACGUGGUGGCUAAGGUGGUGCUGAAGUACGAGCUGGUGCAGCGCCGCGGCCGCACGCUCAUUUACUUCCCGUCGAUAAACAUGAAGCUGCACAUCGGCGACUACGAGGCGGUGUUCCGGCCGACCCCGGAAGGCGGCACGGAGAACCCCAUGAGCCAGGCCAUCAAUCAAGUGCUGGUGACGAGCCGCCAAGAGAUCAUCGACAGCAUGACACCCAACAUCGAGAAGACCGUCUCGAAAAAGAUGCUCGAGCUCUCCAACAAGAUAUGCAAGCACUUUACUUUCGACGAGCUCUUUCCCGACCGCGUCUGAACUUAUCGUUUCCCUUUUUUUAUUUUUUGCUUUUGCUUUCGACCCGCGAAAAACACUUGGUUGAGUUUUUUUAUUAUUUAUGUAUACUUACUUCAAAAUUCAUUUUCAAAUCGUAAUGGUUCAGCAACACACUUUUGCCGCAAACUUGAACAAUUUACUAUAUUGAACAUUUUUGUAUAGUUGAACCGACGCAAUUAUUUAGUUUCGUUGAGUGCCAUGUUAGCAAGCAAAAGUGUAGUCUGUCAAGUGCAAAAAAAGAUCCUAAUAAGACGCGCGAUAUUUUAUUUAUUUAUUUUUUUUUUGUUUCUUAUUUGUUAAGACAUCUACGAUUGUUUUAAUAAUUAUCGAGUGACAUUGUCACGUCCGAUGUUGUACCUAUGCGGGAUUUUUGAAUUGGCGGUGAUCAAACAAAUAACAUUUUGCGUGAAUUAUAUAGUGCCAAAUGUACAUAGUUUUAACUGAAAUGAUAGUUAUUUAUAUGUGAAAUAAAGAGUCAGUUUAUUUUACGAUAACA
This is a messenger RNA of Copidosoma floridanum, 1319 nucleotides long. RefSeq lists its product as uncharacterized. The record is from RefSeq and is a predicted model, not a curated record. NCBI's taxonomy places the organism in Eukaryota, Metazoa, Arthropoda, Insecta, Hymenoptera, Encyrtidae. Gene Ontology annotation, biological process: multicellular organismal reproductive process.